Messenger RNA from Rhinichthys klamathensis goyatoka, 2288 nucleotides. RefSeq names its product DEAD (Asp-Glu-Ala-Asp) box helicase 1 (gene ddx1). NCBI's taxonomy places the organism in Eukaryota, Metazoa, Chordata, Actinopteri, Cypriniformes, Leuciscidae. The transcript is spliced from 26 exons. The record is from RefSeq and is a predicted model, not a curated record. Gene Ontology annotation, molecular function: ATP binding; protein binding; nucleic acid binding. Bases 58 to 2280 code for a protein of 740 amino acids.
AACCAGCAGCACACGUUACAUCCGGUGAGAGACUCGCAGUCGCAGGAGUUUGACACCAUGGCAGCUUAUGGCGAAAUGGGAGUAAUGCCUGAAAUUGCACAGGCGGUGGAAGAAAUGGACUGGCUGUUGCCAACAGACAUUCAGGCCGAAUCCAUCCCGUUGAUUCUGGGUGGAGGAGACGUGCUUAUGGCUGCUGAGACUGGGAGUGGAAAAACUGGAGCCUUCAGUAUUCCAGUCAUCCAAAUAGUCUAUGAGACCCUUAAAGACCAGCUGGAGGGGAAGAAGGGACGCAGUGCUGUGAAGGCAGGAGGAGCAGUUUUCAAUAAAUGGCAGAUGAACCCCUAUGACAGAAGUCCAGCAUUUGCUAUUGGUGCUGAUGGCCUGUGCUGUCAGAGCAGAGAGUUCAAAGAAUGGCAUGGCUGUCGUUCAACCAAAGGAGUCACAAAAGGGAGGUAUUAUUAUGAAGUGACCUGUCACGAUCAAGGGCUGUGUAGGGUGGGCUGGUCUUCUGCCCAGGCAUCACUGGACUUGGGAACGGAUAAAUAUGGAUUUGGCUUCGGGGGAACUGGAAAGAAAUCUCACAAUAAGCAGUUUGACAGUUAUGGAGAGGAAUUCACUAUGCACGACACCAUCGGAUGCUACAUAGAUGUGGAUAAAGGCCAUGUGUCAUUCUCUAAAAAUGGUAAUGAUCUGGGUUUGGCUUUUGAGAUUCCUCAGCAGCUGAAAAACCAGCCCUUCUUUGCUUCCUGUGUGCUGAAGAAUGCUGAACUGAAAUUCAACUUUGGCGAUGAACCUUUAAAAAACCAACCUAAAGAUGGAUAUGUGGCCCUAAACCAGGCUUCAGAUGGUCAUGUGGUUAAAUCCAGCCAGACAGGGAGUGCUAAAGUGAGUCAGGUCAAAUCCAGUUCUAACGCCCCCAAAGCUCUCAUCAUUGAGCCGUCUAAAGAGCUGGCUGAACAAACCCUCAAUAAUGUCAACCAGUUCAAGAAACAUGUUGACAAUCCCAAACUAAGGGAACUUCUGAUAAUUGGUGGAGUGGCUGCUAAAGAACAGCUCUCCGUUUUAGAAAGCGGGGUUGACAUUGUGGUUGGGACCCCAGGAAGACUGGAUGAUCUCAUAUCCACAGGAAAGCUGGAUCUAUCCCAAGUCCGCUUCCUGGUGCUGGAUGAGUGUGAUGGACUUCUCUCAGCUGGCUACACAGACUUUAUCAUGAGGGUCUACAACCAGAUCCCUCAGGUGACCUCAGACGGCAAGAGACUACAGGUGAUUGUUUGCUCUGCCACGCUGCACUCAUUCGAUGUAAAGAAGCUCUCAGAGAAGAUCAUGCAUUUCCCCACAUGGGUGGAUCUGAAGGGAGAAGAUUCGGUACCAGAAACGGUCCAUCACGUGGUGGUGCCAGUCAACCCAAAAAAUGACAGGCUUUGGGAGAAACUGGGAAAGAGCCACAUCAGGACGGAUGAAGUUCAUGCCAAGGAUGACACACGACCUGGAGCCAACACCGCAGAGAUGUGGUCAGAGGCCAUUAAGAUUCUGAAGGGAGAGUAUGCGAUCAGAGCCAUUAAGGAGCAUAAGAUGGAUCAGGCCAUCAUCUUCUGCAGGACAAAGAUCGACUGCGACAAUAUGGAGGAGCACUUCAUCAAGCAGGGAGGAGGUCCAGACAAGAAAGGACACCAGUUAUCUUGUGUCUGUCUUCAUGGUGACCGGAAACCAAAUGAGCGCAAAUAUAACUUGGAGCGAUUCAAGAAACAGGAAGUGAAGUUUCUGAUUUGCACAGAUGUGGCAGCUAGAGGAAUCGAUAUCCGUGGUGUUCCUUAUGUGAUAAACGUGACUCUGCCGGAUGAGAAGCAGAACUAUGUUCAUCGCAUUGGAAGAGUUGGCAGAGCGGACAGGAUGGGUUUGGCUAUAUCCCUGGUUGCAAUGGAGAAAGAGAAAGUGUGGUACCACGUUUGUGCCAGCAGAGGGAAAGGCUGCUACAACACCAGACUCAAAGAGAGCGGAGGAUGCACUAUUUGGUACAACGAGAAAGAGUUGUUGUCAGAAAUCGAGGAGCAUCUGAAAUGUACCAUUACUCAGUGUGAACCUGACAUCAAAGUACCUGUUGAUGAAUUUGACGGCAAAGUGACGUACGGGCAGCGCAGGGCUACGGGGGGUGGUCUCUAUAAGGGCCAUGUGGAUAUAUUGGCGCCGACCGUACAGGAACUGGCCAACCUGGAGAGAGAGGCACAAACUUCCUUCCUUCAACUCAGCUAUCUGCCCAACCAGCUCUUUAAAGCAUUCUAGAACACACU